This is a messenger RNA of Ceutorhynchus assimilis (cabbage seed weevil), 1677 nucleotides long. NCBI's taxonomy places the organism in Eukaryota, Metazoa, Arthropoda, Insecta, Coleoptera, Curculionidae. The record is from the annotation of a GenBank genome assembly.
AAAAUUAAAAAAAUUACCAUUGAAAUCAGUUUUAACUUGAGUUUUAAGUAUCCAGAGCAAUCAAUUGAAUAUGUCGCAAAAUAAUAAAGUAAUUUUAGUAACUGGCGGCGCAGGUUUAGUGGGAAAAGCCAUUCAAACCAUUGUAGAACAAGAAGGUCGAGAAGACGAGAAGUGGAUAUUUGUUUGCAGCAAGGAUGCCGAUUUAUGUGAUUUCAAUGCCACCAAACAAUUAUUCCAAAAACACAAACCUACCCACGUUAUUCACUUAGCCGCCAUGGUAGGAGGCUUAUUCCACAAUAUGUCCCACAAUUUAGACUUUUUGAGAAAAAAUCUACACAUGAACGAUAAUGUCCUACAAAUAAGCUAUGAAACAGGCGUCAAAAAAGUGGUUUCUUGCCUAUCAACUUGUAUAUUUCCAGACAAAACUGCUUAUCCUAUUGAUGAAACUAUGAUCCACAACGGACCUCCCCAUCCUUCAAACUUCGGCUACAGCUACGCCAAAAGAAUGAUUGACAUCAUGAACCAAGCUUAUCACGAGCAACAUGGUUGCACCUUCACUUCUGUGAUUCCAUGCAAUGUGUUUGGGCCUCAUGAUAAUUAUAAUCCAGAAUCUAGUCAUGUGAUUCCUGGAUUAAUUAAAAAAUUGUUUGACAUUAUUAAUCUGGGAGGUGAUACAUUUACUGUAAUGGGUACAGGAAAACCAUUGAGGCAAUUUAUAUACUCAUUAGAUUUGGCUAAAUUAUUUAUUUGGGUACUAAGAGAGUAUAAUGAAAUUGAUCCUAUAGUUUUAUCAGUUGACGAAGAGUCUGAAGUUUCAAUAAAGCAAGUAGCAGAAGACUUGGCAAAAGCAUACAAUUUCCAAGGCAAAAUAGUUUUUGAUACUACCAAAGCUGAUGGUCAGUUUAAAAAAACUGCUAGUAACCAGAAGCUUAGGAAAUAUUUGCCUGAUUUUCAAUUUACUCCAUUUUCGCAAGCCAUUCAGGAAAGCGUCGACUGGUACAAGGCCAAUCACACUAGUGCGAGAAAUUAAAAUUAAUACUAUUACUACUUAUAAAAAUGCCUAAAGAUGCUGUGAGUGAAUUGGAUUUUUCAAUUAUAAAUAUAGUUAAGUUUUAUACAAAUGGGUUUGUUCCAAUUUUGAUGAAAACUGAAAGACUCAAAAUAGUCUGAGUUCGCUUCUACUCAUAAGGAAAUGUCAGGUAAUUUGAUAGAUUAAUAAUUCUUCAAACAAUCAUAAAGAAAUGAAAUCACGGGUUUCUGUUUUUGAUUAUUAAAAUGUACCAGGAGAAAUCGGUAGACAUUUGAAUUGGUGACUAGGAUGAGACAGAAUGAGCGUCUCUGAUUUGUCCAGCAGGAGUCAGGACACUCCUGUUAAACUCUGUUUCAACACGUACAUACUUGCUUUUUUCUCUCUGAUACUGAAAACUAUUAAAACAAGCAUUUUCUUGAAAUAUCAUCUCUCUCAAAAUGCGUUCUUGCCAACAUCAAAUUGGGCAAAACAGCAUAAUUGAAUUAUUGGUCAGCAAACUAGUACUAUAUUUGUUAAACUUUAGCCAGUCUUGAACGGUUUUCACAUAAAGGUUUGAACAAACCCAAUAUUUAAAAGUAUUACAUACUCAAUCAUAAUUUUGUUAUUGUUAAAAUAAUAAAUCGUUUCAAUAAAAAAUUAAGGUUGAA